CCCCAUUCCCGCCACGAAUCUACACAAAACUCCAUCUGGAAACUGAAAUGGUGAACCUGCAAAAACUGAAAAUGGGGAAGUCGAAGAGAGAUGAGAAACAGUACUGGCUGCUAAAAACUGAGCCAGGGGAAUGGUCAUGGGAAGACCAAGCAUCAAACGGAGGUCUCUCCAAAUGGGAUGGCGUCAAGAACCACCAAGCCCUAAAAAAUCUCAAGUCCGCUCGCAUGCAUGACAGCUGCUUCUUCUACCAUUCUGGGACCAAAUCCCGCCGUGUAGUCGGAGUUGUCACCGUUGUCCGUGAGUGGUACGAAGACGACGUCACUGGCGGUGGUGGGGCUGUAGACGUGAAGGCGGUGGGGGAGAUGAGGAGGCCAGUGGAUUUGAAGGAGAUGAAGGGAGAACUGAAGAACAAUAAGGAAUUUGGGUUGUUUAGGCAGCCUAGAUUGUCGGUUGUUAGGGUUCCGGCAGAUGUUUGGCACAAGAUUUGCGAGUUGGGUAAUGGGUAUGAAGGUGAUGGUGUUUGUGUAUCCGAAGAUGAUGAACAGGUAUAAGGAAGUUUGGAAUCUGAUUGUGUCUGUUUUCAUGGAUUCUAGGGUUCUUUAGACGGUGAUGGAUAGCUGCGGAUUUUUGAUCACCAGGUGUUUGAUAUUUUGCUUCAGUGAAUAUACUAGGCCUUUUGC
Molecule: messenger RNA, 680 nt
Organism: Cynara cardunculus var. scolymus (artichoke)
Lineage: Eukaryota; Viridiplantae; Streptophyta; Magnoliopsida; Asterales; Asteraceae
Product: thymocyte nuclear protein 1
Exons: 1
Coding region: 48-551 (167 amino acids)
Cellular component (GO): nucleus
Source: RefSeq, a predicted model, not a curated record